AUGGCUCGCACCAAGCAGACCGCAAGAAAGUCCACUGGUGGCAAGGCUCCUCGCAAGCAGCUUGCCUCCAAGGCUGCCCGCAAGAGCGCUCCCUCCACCGGUGGCGUCAAGAAGCCUCACCGUUAUAAGCCUGGUACCGUCGCUCUCCGCGAGAUUCGUCGCUACCAGAAGUCCACUGAGCUCCUGAUCCGCAAGCUCCCCUUCCAGCGUCUGGUCCGCGAGAUUGCCCAGGACUUCAAGAGCGACCUCCGCUUCCAGUCCUCCGCCAUCGGUGCUCUCCAAGAGUCCGUCGAGUCCUACCUCGUCUCCCUCUUCGAGGACACCAACCUGUGCGCCAUUCACGCCAAGCGUGUCACCAUCCAGCCUAAGGAUAUCCAGCUUGCCCGCCGCCUCCGCGGUGAGCGCAACUAA
Molecule: messenger RNA, 411 nt
Organism: Akanthomyces muscarius
Lineage: Eukaryota; Fungi; Ascomycota; Sordariomycetes; Hypocreales; Cordycipitaceae
Exons: 2
Coding region: 1-411 (136 amino acids)
Biological process (GO): rRNA transcription
Cellular component (GO): nucleosome
Molecular function (GO): DNA binding; protein heterodimerization activity; structural constituent of chromatin
Source: RefSeq, a predicted model, not a curated record